AUGACAUGCAAUGUCCUCGCGACAAGAGCAAGCCUUGAUCGUCAUACCGGGGUGAAUUUAGCUGUUGAGGUGAACGAGACGAUGAAAGAAUUUGGCCUUGAAGAUCAUGUGUUUGCCUGUAUUCACGAUAACGCUGCAAAUGUUAAUCUCGCCGGCCAAAUGAUCAAUGGCACAAAAGAGAGACCGAUAGCCUUCAAUAUCGGCUGUGCGGCGCAUAGUCUGAAUUUAUCGAUCGGAGAUGCAAUGAAGAAAGGGGUUGACCAGCCCUUUGAAAAGAUGGUUGCUGCAGCCAGGAGGCUAGUGGGGCACUUUAAAAUGUCCAGUCUGGCAACAAAUGGUCUUCGUGCUAAAGUGAAAGAGAUGAUGGCGUCUGAACAUCAUGGCAAGGGAUUGAUUCAGGACGUGUCUACCAGGUGGAACUCAACAUUUUACAUGUUGGAGCGUCUGUCGCUGUUGCGUUGGCCAGUCGUUGCGGUGUUGUCUGAUCAAUCUCUGACCAAGCCACAAGAAGCAAGGGUCCUAGAUAUGCCCGUAGAAUCUUGGAAACUUGCUGAGGAAAUAGUUCCAGUUCUUAGGAAGGUGGAGCUGGCUACUGUUCUUUUUAGCUCGCAGUCCAAAACAACAUCCGGUGUUGUCCUGCCUGCUAUUACCGGUUUAGUUCAUCAAUUGAAAGCCAUGACGUUCGAGCGUGCGGUAACCGAUGGCCGACGGCGAGCAACCACUCCGCCAGGUCAGAAUUUUAGGGAUACCCUGGUCCAGUCGCUGACUGACAGAUUCUUUCUCGACCAAUUGGAUGUUACCGGUGAACAAACAGACACCUGUGAAACGGUUCCAUUUUAUCUGUUGGCUUCAUUCAUGGAUCCCAGGUUUCGUGAUCUGUCAUUUCUGAGCGAAACCGAGCGGAGUGCAUUAGUGGAGUUUGCGUCAAAGACCCUGAAAGCCAUGCCAUCAUCACCUGCAAGCAGCGAUGUUGCUGCUGCCACUUCAUUGGAACCGGAGAUCUUGCCACCGCCAAAGAAAAAGUCCAAGUCAGAGGUAGCCAUGGAAGAGUUGCUUGGUAAAGGAAAAUCGUUGAACAGCUCUGGGGAAUCCACCUGCGAAGUAGAAUCUCGCGCGGAAAAGAACCAAAGGAUUGAUAAGGAGAUUCAGCAGCUCAGCAACGAGGCACCAAUUGGUUUGACGGAAGAUCCGUUAAUGUGGUGGAAAGAAAACGAGAAACGAUACCCUCUCGUACGGAACCUUGCCGCCAGAGUGUUAGCAGCUCCGCCGACGUCUGUGCCAAGCGAGCAGAUUUUCAGCAAGGCUGGACUUGUCGUCUCAAAGAAACGUGCCGCACUUAAGCCAGCCGUUGUAGACGCACUUUUAUUUUUAAACAAAAAUAACAUGUAG
Dendronephthya gigantea is the source of this 1389-nucleotide messenger RNA. Its product is annotated as zinc finger BED domain-containing protein 1-like. Gene Ontology annotation, molecular function: protein dimerization activity. The record is from RefSeq and is a predicted model, not a curated record. The transcript has a single exon. NCBI's taxonomy places the organism in Eukaryota, Metazoa, Cnidaria, Anthozoa, Malacalcyonacea, Nephtheidae. The coding region runs from base 1 to 1389 and encodes 462 amino acids.